Molecule: messenger RNA, 2646 nt
Organism: Culex pipiens pallens (northern house mosquito)
Lineage: Eukaryota; Metazoa; Arthropoda; Insecta; Diptera; Culicidae
Gene: Sugb
Product: major facilitator superfamily domain-containing protein 6
Exons: 5
Coding region: 466-2406 (646 amino acids)
Cellular component (GO): membrane
Source: RefSeq, a predicted model, not a curated record
GUAGUAGUACGAGAGAAGACAUCGCCGCGGUCGGUCGUUCUGUUGUCGCGUGUCGAGUGAUUCUGGUGGGUUGUUUCCAUUCUUCGAAUGGCAACAAACCCGCGUGUCGCGCCGGUUCACAAGUUUGGUUUGGUGUAAAGUUGCGUUUUUUUCUUCGCGGUGCAUUCCAGGCGUGAUAACAAGAGAAUACACGCGCAAAGGUUACGCGGACUUACGCGGAAGAAGCCUUUCGUUUGGGUGUCGUCGUCCUAUUAUUGAGGGGAAAUUAUCACACACCCGGAAUAUCAACUGAGUGUUGUUGGCUCUUUACGCGAUGAUCAAGUGAUAUCCCACGGAAGUGGACCAAUUAAGUGCCUUCUUUUGAGGUUCUAAGCUGCGGGCAACAGAAGUGAAGAUUGGAGGUUUAGGAAUAAAAGUGGAAUACAAUACGUACAGCAGAAGGAGAGAAAAAGACAAACACACAACAUGGGCAAAGUCGAAGUGGACAAGAAGCUGCUGCCGAUGAAGGCGCACUACUUCCUCUUCAAUGCAGGAACCGCGCCGGUCGUACCGUUCAUGCCAACGCUGAUUAUUCAGCUCGGAUUCUCGCCCGUCAUCGUGGGAACCGUGUACAGCGUCCUGCCGUUGGUGGGCAUGCUGGUGAAACCCUUGUUCGGGUUGAUUGCCGAUCGAUUCCAACGUCAGAAGCUGCUGUUUCUACUGUUUCAGAUCCUGUCGGCCGUUCCGUUCUUUCUGAUCAUGUUCAUCCCGGCGAUCCCGCAAGAGUCUACCGUCAGCUUCCACUGCCACGGGGGAACCUCGAACCUGCGCUACUGUCCACCAAACGGAACAACGCUGGACAGCUGUCUAACGGAUCGGAUCGUGAACGUCGAAAGCAACAAUGCCACCAUCCGGUGCGAGUUGGAGUGCCAAACGGAACACUGGAUGUGGGACACGAUCUGCAAGUACUGGAAGGUGGAAAAGUUCUGCGACCAUAGCAACAUUCCCUCCAACGGACAACUCGAGCUGACCGGACUUGUUCCGACGAACCAGAUCGAGCUGCAGCAGGACUGUUUGUGGUUCGUGCUGUCCGGAGCGGAAAUGGACGGAGAUCGGGUGCCAUUGUACUGCCCGGUGAAUACCACAGAUUUUCGGACCAACUGCCAGGUGAAGUGUGACAAUCAGAUCAUCACGGAGGCCAUUACGCACUCGAAGAUUGACGACAGCGAAGCGAAGGGUUUGUACCAGUUUUGGUUGCUGUUUUUGCUGCUGAUUCUGAGCUGGGCCGGAAUGGCCGUUGUAGUUAGUGUCGGCGAUGCAAUCUGCUUCGAUAUGCUGGGAGAUCGGCCGCACUUGUACGGUAACCAGAGGCUGUGGGGUUCCGUUGGUUGGGGAACGAUCUCGCUGGUGGCUGGAUAUUUGGUGGAUCACUUCUCGUACGGCAAGGCUACCAAGGACUACACCGUUGUGUUUUACAUGACGAUCGUGAUUAUUGGAGUGGACAUUUUGGUGUCGUCCAAACUUAAGCAUACUCAAACAAGACUGUCGACCAAUAUUGUGAAGGAUGUUGGCAAAAUUUUCGUCUCAUCCAGGAUAGUGAUCUACUUUUGCUGGUGCAUCCUGGUUGGACUGGGCACAGCCAUGAUUUGGAACUUCCUGUUUCUGCAUCUGGAGGAUCUGGCCGCAAAGCAGCAGGGCUGCGACCACACGGCCUGGAUCAAAACCCUCGAAGGCAUCGUCAUGUCAAUCCAAUGCUUUGGCGGUGAGCUGCCGUUCUUCUUCCUGUCCGGUUGGAUCCUGCGCAAGAUUGGCCACAUCAACGCGAUGAGCCUGGUCCUGCUGGGCUUUGGCGUGCGGUUCCUGCUGUACUCGCUCCUGGUCGAUCCGUGGUGGGUCAUUCCGAUUGAAUUUAUGAACGGCAUUACGUUCGGGCUGUUCUACGCCACGAUGGCAUCGUACGCGAGCAUCGUGGCCCCGCCCGGGACGGAAGCAACCAUGCAGGGUCUGGUGGGUGCCGUCUUCGAGGGCAUCGGCGUGUCGUGCGGCAGUCUGCUGGCCGGAAAUCUCUUCAACCAGGUUGGCGGCAGCCAAACGUUCCGGUGGUUCGGAGUGGCGGCGCUCGUGCUGUUUGCGGUGCACGUGGUCAUUCAGUGGGUGGUGGAUCGGUUCGCGGCACGGGGUAAGCAGCUGCAGCAGCACCACAGCCAAGCAGAGGAAAAGGUGGCAGGGAAUUCAAUGUUGACCGAUGGCAAGGACGAACUCGUUGCUGGUGGUGGUGGUGGUGGUGGGGACCGUGAUGUGCCAAAGUCCGAGUCGGUUCUGUCCGAGUCGACCGUGCAGGAAGAGUUGGAGGAGGAAGAACGCAAGGACGAACAGGUUGAGGGAAGUGACAAACAGGCGGGGAAGGUUGCCGCGAAGGAGGAUUAGGACCAAAGACCAGAGGGGAUUUGUUUUGCACUGAAGAACUCCACUGUUUUUAAUCGAUCUGAUGAAAAGUGCAUUUAGAUAUUGAUUUUGGACUAAGGCACAAGAACUAUCAGUACAAAAGCAUUUGUUUUGUAAUUUGAUUCACAAAAUGGUUGUGAAAUUAUUUUUAUUCUUUUAGUUUGAAUAAUAUUUUUAUUCCGUAAUACAGUUGAAUUUAUUUGAAAUAAACAUUAAAUCAAG